UGAACAUUGAACGAAGAGUCACCAGACUGGUUCAAUGACGUGCUAGCUUGCUAGACUGCAUGCUUGCUGCAUUCGGCGAAAGGAGACGUCGAGUUUGUAAGAGACGGUUGCUUUUCCAAUUAAUAUACAAUUUAAGAGAAAGAGAAGUGCUGCUUUGUACAACAAAUCUUACUGUUGAAUCAAUUUUCAACAAGUUUUUGUCCAAAAUGACAACUACCGGAACUUGUGUUGGUAUAGAGACAAUCGUUAAGCCAACUUCCAGGGUGUUGGCUCCUCCGGGUGGUAAGACCAAUGUCAGCCUAGGAGGUUAUGAGGAAGACACGGCACCAGCCACGAGGAAACAGAGCACUGAAGUAGCAGAAGCAGAAAAGCAAGAGGCACAGAAACAGGCAGAGAAGGACCUGUAUAAACCUUCUCCUCCUCAACCCAUCAGACCAGCAGAAGAUAGCUUUGCUAAUAUCUUCGGGGAGGACUACCUCUCCAAGCAACCCAAUAAUCUGCCUCGUGGCAAGAGACGCUUUCCUGACCAGACAGACCUGGGACACAACCCAGUGACAGGUGAACCCAACAGAACAGGCCCAGCAGAAGUGGAAGCCUCCCCUGGUGGUACCAGGGUCCGGGCCAAACCACAGAAGAUUGACCCAGCCAGCAUGCCAGCAGCAGGUGGCAGAGUGGAGAGCAGGGCCCCCAUGAAGAGGCAGCCCCCUGGUGGCAAAGAAUCUGGAAUCUUCUAGUCAUUUCCAUUUGACUCAACUUCUUGGCAGUAGAUCCAUGCCUUAUCUGCUAGUAUCACAGAACUAUAAAUCAAACAGCAAACUUAUUUGAGCAAAUUUACAUGUUCAGCAAUAUUUAUCAGAUUAGUGAAAAGUAGCAUUAGUGUGUGACUUAGGAGGCCAGUAUGCUGUUCCCGCACCAUUUUCACCAGUACUUGGCAAGUUUGUUUGGUGAGUAGCUCUGCGAUAUUGCUGGUUGAUCUAUAGGUUGGUGACAGAGGGAGACACUCUGGGCUUGCUGUUGGUAUUGCUGUUGUUAGGCCUUGUUUUAAUUGUGGUUGUCAAAAGCAAGGUGUGAAAAUGCCCGCUUUGAAAUUCAGCAUUUCAGCUUUUUUUUUCAGUGUGUAAAGAUUUACAUUUUGGUUGAACUUUUUUUGUUUGUUGCAUUGGUCGCAUCGACACAUGUACAUUCAGCACUUUUUGAAUGGAAACCUGAGUAGUCAGUAUAGUUCAUGCACUCACAGAGCAACAUGUUUGGCCGAAACCUAAAUUUGGCAGAGGUAAUAGACAUCUUGUCUAGCAAUUCACUUUUCUACAGAAGUUUGCUGUAACUGCCCAAAGCUAUAGUGUACGCAAUUUUUUUUCUUCCAAACACCCGUUAUUCUACUGCAGUAAGGCUAGAGUGUGUAUAAAGAAAUAUGUUCUGUUUUCCCAGCAUAGUGGCUAUUGUGAAUUAUGGGUCAUGUCUUCACAGUCAUUGCAUGUGUUUACACAGAUCAAUAUGCAAUGAUCAUUUUGUUCCGUCAAUCUACUGUGCCUCAUCAUCUGUAUCAGGGUAUGUGGUAGACCUCUCAGAACCUCUCUCAUUAAAGAGAAAGUCUGCCUGUAUUUCUAUGUUAUCUGGUUUUGUGCCUCGUCCAGUGACUGCUUUUGUUGUAGCUGAUAAUUAUAGCCUGCAGCCGUCAGAACAGACUGAAGAACAUGAAUUUUGGUCUUGGUCAUUUUUUUGUCAUAUUAAAAUUUCAAACAUUUUAUAGUGAAUUGCUCGACUUGUUGGUCAUUAGAAUGCACGUUAAACAUGUGAGGGAUGGGACAACUGAGAAAAACUUACAUAAGUGGUCUGAUGAUAUGGAUCAGAUUUAACUAUUAAAAUAUAGGCAGCUUUAUUACAAGGCUGUAACAAUUAACAAGGUUUAAGUAACACAUCAUUUGAGUCACAGGUCUUGCAGUCAGCUUGUAUUCAGCCCAAAGUUGAAUGUCUAACCAUGACCCUGAUGAAAUGAAGGCUGAGGUAGCCUGAAGUUGUGUCAGGGUAGCUUCGUGUGGAUGUUGUGGUUAGUGUGAAUAAUUCCAUAGUUAAACUGUAGAAGCAUUACUCAUGUCUAAUGAGUCAGAACUGCCGAUGUCAGAUGCUACUACUCAUGACCAACAAUUUAUCUUCAGCAUUACAGCAGUCAGUGCAGUUGCAGUGUCUUUAUAAGAUGCCUUGCAAAAUACUACUUCAUUCAUCUGAAGGAUUCUGUGCUAAAUAUCCUACAAUGCAACAAACUCAUAUCAUGUUUGUUACACUUCUAUGCAUUUUUCUACUUUUUUGAGUAAGAAGUGCAUAAUAUUUCACCAUGCUUUGUUACAGUUUAAUUUUUAAAAUUAAAGUUAACCUAAAUUAUUAUUCAGCAAGGAAAUUAAAGAAGUAGACUUCCUAUUAAAAUUGUAACCCAUGUUAACCUACCUUGACUGUUGUGUUCACAAUAAAUUUGUUCGCAUUUUGCCCCAUUUUCAUGGAUGAAAUGUGCAUUACAUGUACAUGUAACAACAAUCAAAAAUUGUUUCUCAAACUUGGCAUUGGCAGCUUGGGAUCAAGGCCAAAGAACACUUCUGCUUGAAAUUGGUCCUGUUUGUUGCGCAUUAUGGGAGAGAUCAUGGAUUGAAUUGGAUUAAGCUGGUAUUUAUCCACAUUUCUACGAAGAAAACGUCACAAAAUCAAAACAUAAAGAUUGUGCUUAGUCUCCCCAGAAGACUCUUGAGUAGCCCAAAAUUCAUGUGAAUUGUUACAGAUUGAUUUGCUCUGGGUUUUAUUUUCCAAGCAGCAUAUUCUUCUCAAUGAAAUAGAACCUGAAGAAGUUGAAGAAAUUGGACUGGUCAAAUUUAAAUCAAAAUCUUGCAAAAGUUGAAGCCUUAAUUAACCAAGUUUGAGAAAUGAUCAGACAUUUUUGUUGUCUUUUGUUACAAGUCUCUGUGAUGGAGUUUUGUAUUCUUUAGUGUGUAACUGAUUUAUGUGCUUUAUGUGUAUCAGAUAACGACACUUGAUCUCUCAACUGUUGCAAUAUAUUUAAUAAGUACUUUUUUAACAUUUGUAAUCUUGUUCUGAGUACUGUUAACAUCUGUGCAGCUUUAUAGAGAUAAUUUGGACUAAGAAUUAUUCUUUCAAUAUUAGAUGACACUCAAAAUGCACAUGGAGAAACGGAUGAGUUUGUGAAGUGUUAAAUUGAAUUCAGACAGUUGAUCAUUGUAAUUGGUAAGCACUUACAUGUAUGUAUGAACACUCGUGACAUUACCUAGGAGUUGCACAUAUAUUGUCUGGUAAUGCACUAUUUUUCUGGUUUUUGGUGUGCAUUAACUUUCAGAUAACAAAGGAAGUUGAAAUUUGUGUUUGUUCUGUUUAUGCAUCUGCUUUCAGGAGAGUGUUUAUUAUUUUUUUCUUCAUUUUCAGUCCAGAUGAGUUAGUUUUGGUUUCACUACUGCAGGUUUCCGGUGUUAUGGUGUUCUUUGUUCUUGUUAAUGAAAUAUACAUGCAAAUGUAAAUGUAUUAGGUAUCAUUGUGAUGGAUACAAUGAAUGUUACUAUGGAGAUUAUUGUAAUAUACGUCACUGUAUGGGUGUAUAACUACAUGUAGCAUAAAAUGCAUUGUGGUGUACUUAUGAAAGUAGUUGGUUAAAAUACUUCUGCUUGUGGCAAAAAAAGACAUGUAUUCAGAAUAUGUGACAUGUUCCUACAAAAUGAGCCUUGAGAGUUUACCACCAUAAAUGUAAACCGUGAAUAACAUAUUUAGUUCCUAAUUUUGAUAUAAUGCUAAGUUUGAAGUCAUAGUGAAAAUGGACAUUGAACACCCUGACAAUUUCUGUGUGUUUCUGAUUUUGUAUGAUGUUUUAAAGUGCCUGUAACUAAAAAGGGGCUGUUGUGAUUUGUGACUCAUUUUGUUGGGCUGUGUCACAUACAUGUCAAGUAUGCUAUGUGUAACUUAUUAAUGGCUGUCAAAAUGUGGCCUUGUAAUGAUGGCGUAGUAGCUGUGCUAAUAUUCAGGAAAAUGUAUUCAGUGUUUAAUGAGAUGGUAUCACAUUUCUACUUAUGGUUAAUCUGAUCUGCCUUAUUCUUGAAGUGGUUUCACUAUAGUAGCCAAUACAGUUUUGUACAAUACUCCUUCAGCUAUAGUAAUAGCAUUAAAUGUUAUGCAUCUGGUUUGGAAGAACUUGCUUUACAAAAAUGACACCUUUAUGGAUCCAAUUGGAUUCGCAUGAAAAGUCAUGAAGCAUCUGCAGAAAUAUCCAUGAAAUGGCUGACUUCUCUGCUUCUGGUAAAUUGAGGGAUAAGUUACGACUCGAGCUUGAUACUGAUUCCUUUCAGCUCUCAUACCUAAAUGUAAUGCUAAUGUGUUGCUUAUCCAAAAUUUGUUAUUUGUAAUCACUGUGCCUCUGAAGGAAGAUUCUUUAUGGGCAGAAAUGUGGUACCGUCUUGUAUAAAGUACAACACUGUCGGUGUCUAGUUUGUAAAAUGAGGCUAAAAUCGAUCUGUAAUUGAUAGAUUUGUCACAAGAAAUUAGUGUUUUUCCUGUUAUUUGUGAAUUCUUGUAAUGAAAUACAUGAGUUGCUUUGUGAAAUUGAA
Molecule: messenger RNA, 4592 nt
Organism: Acanthaster planci (crown-of-thorns starfish)
Lineage: Eukaryota; Metazoa; Echinodermata; Asteroidea; Valvatida; Acanthasteridae
Cellular component (GO): nucleus
Source: RefSeq, a predicted model, not a curated record